Molecule: messenger RNA, 342 nt
Organism: Fraxinus pennsylvanica
Lineage: Eukaryota; Viridiplantae; Streptophyta; Magnoliopsida; Lamiales; Oleaceae
Source: the annotation of a GenBank genome assembly
AUGCUGGUGGGGUGGCGGGGUCCGGCGGCGUCGAUGGAGGAGGACACCAUUUACAUGGUGGAUGAAUCGAAAGGUGCAUUGAGAAAAUAUGAUCCUCGGAGGGACAAAUGGGUGGCGGUUUUGGAAAGUCAGGUGCUUAAAGGGGCGCCGCAAAUGGCGGCGGGUGGUGGUAGAGUGUGUGUAGUUAAAGGGGAUGGUGUUGGCAUUAUGGUGGUGAAUGUGGUGGCGCCGCCGCAUAGAUUUUGGAUUGUGGAUACUCUGCCGGGGUUACGAGUUGUUACUAUAAAUAUAUUGCCAAGAUUAAGUCAACCCUCAAUACCAGCUAUAACUUGUAAGGAAUAA